Messenger RNA from Fraxinus pennsylvanica, 1362 nucleotides. NCBI's taxonomy places the organism in Eukaryota, Viridiplantae, Streptophyta, Magnoliopsida, Lamiales, Oleaceae. The record is from the annotation of a GenBank genome assembly.
AUGGAUUCAAUUAAACCUUGCCCACCUCCAACAGAAAGCAAGAUUUCCAAAACAUUCCAGAAAAUUUUUAGCCUGAAAAAAUCUGCAAGAAAUCCUUCAAACCCUGGAUUUUGCUUACUCAUACCUCAAGAAAAACUCAGAUGCUGUGAAUCUGAAAAUUUUGAGAAAGAUUUCAAGGAAGAAGUUGAAGAUUCUAAAAACAGAGCCGCCAUGGAAGCUUUUGUUGCCAAGCUUUUUGCUACAGUUUCUGCAGUCAAAGCAGCUUACGCUGAGCUCCAAAUGGCCCAGUUUCCGUAUAAUAAUGAAGCCAUACGAUCUGCAGAUCAAGCUGUUGUUGAUGAGUUAAAAGCACUUUCAGAGCUUAAACACAAUUUCGUGAAGAAAAAAAUUGAUUCUUCACCACCCCAUGUGACACUCAUGCUUGCAGAAAUUCAAGAACAGCAGUCUCUUACGAAGACAUACGAGAUUACAAUGAAGAAGAUGCAGGGUGAAAUCGAAAACAAGGAGGCCCAAAUCUCUGUUUUCCAGCAAGAACUGCAAGACAUCACUGAAAAAAACAAGUCUGUUGAGAAAAUGCUCAAUGCAAGUGGAUCUUUUUCGAUUCUUGACAACGUUAAGUUCUCUGAUGUUAAUCCCAAAGAUUUUGUUACUGUCUUGCACUAUGCAUUGAGAUCUGUACGCAAUUUUGUCAAGUUCUUGAUUAGAGAAAUGGAGGCUGCGAAUUGGGAUGUUGAAGCAGCAGCGAAUGCAAUACAGCCUGAAGUUGCUUUCAACAAAAGGGAUCAUAAUCAUAAAGGUUUCGCCUUCGAAUCAUUUGCGUGCAAAGAAAUUUUCAGUGGGUUCAAUUAUCCAUAUUUUUCAGUAAAAAAUGAUCAACCAUUGCCCGAAUCUGAUGAUCAACGGAGAGUUUUCUUCUUUGAGCAGUUCAAGAAGUUGAAAUCAACCAGUGUUAUUCAUUUCCUCAAGAACAAUCCACAUUCUCUGUUUGGGAAAUUCUUGAAAUGCAAGUACCUUCAAAUGGUACAUCCAAAAAUGGAAUUCUCAUUUUCCGGGAAUUUGAACCAGAGAAAAAUGGUGAAUUCCGGUGAGUACCCCGAAACUGAGUUCUUCAAAGGAUUUGCAGAAAUGGGAAGAAGAAUCUGGCUUUUACACUGCUUGGCAUUCUCAUUUAAUCAGGAAGUGAGCAUAUUUCAGGUUAAAAAGAACUCCAGAUUUUCUGAAGUGUACAUGGAAAGUGUCACUGAUGACAUUUUCGCCGCCGGAGAUGGUGAUUUUCGGGUGGCAUUCACAGUGGUUCCGGGUUUUAAGGUCGGUCAAAUGGUGGUCCAAAGCCAGGUAUAUUUAUUCCCGGCUAAAGUUUAA